This is a messenger RNA of Hansenula anomala, 1107 nucleotides long. RefSeq names its product mannosyltransferase complex subunit MNN9 (gene MNN9). Gene Ontology annotation, biological process: cell wall mannoprotein biosynthetic process; protein N-linked glycosylation. Gene Ontology annotation, cellular component: mannan polymerase complex. Gene Ontology annotation, molecular function: alpha-1,6-mannosyltransferase activity. The record is from RefSeq and is a predicted model, not a curated record. Lineage: Eukaryota; Fungi; Ascomycota; Saccharomycetes; Phaffomycetales; Wickerhamomycetaceae. Bases 1 to 1107 code for a protein of 368 amino acids. The transcript has a single exon.
AUGAAGGCUGCCAUCAAUAGAAGUCCCUUCUUGCGUCAGAUACGAAGAAGACCUUUGAGUGUGCUGGGUCCAUUGGCCGUGUUGGCUCUUUUCUAUUAUCUAUUCUUCACAUCAAGUAAAGCACCAUCAAAAUAUAGUUACAAGACUAAAAAAAAUGGAUUUUUCAGUAGACAACAUGAUGUUAUUCCAAGAAAUUUACCAGGUGAUCAUAUUGCUCAUUAUGAUUUGAACAAAUUGGCAUCCACACCUAUGGCUGUUUAUAAUAAAGAAAAAGUUUUAAUUUUAACUCCAGUUUCAAGAUUUUUCAAUGAAUAUUGGCAAAAUUUAUUAAGAUUAACUUAUCCAAGAGAAUUAUUAGAAUUGGGAUUUAUUGUUCCAAGAAAUAAAGAUGGUGAUUUAGCUUUGAAGAAAUUAGAAAAAGCUAUUAAACAAAUUCAAACUGGUAAAAAGGAGAAUCGUUUUAGUAAAAUUACUAUUUUAAGACAAGAUACUGAAUCAUUAGAUAAUCAAGUUGAAAAGCAUAGACAUGCUUUGAAAGUUCAAAAAGAUAGAAGAGCUUCAAUGGCAUUAGCUAGAAAUUCAUUAGUUUUCAGUGCUUUAGGUCCAUAUACAAGUUGGGUCUUGUGGUUAGAUUCAGAUAUUGUUGAAACUCCAUCAACAUUGAUUCAAGAUAUGGUUUCUCAUGAUAAACCUGUGAUUAGUGCUAAUUGUUACCAACGUUAUUUUGAUGAAGAGAAGAAGCAAGAUUCUAUCAGACCUUAUGAUUAUAACAAUUGGGUUGAAUCUGAAGAAGGUUUAAAAAUUGCUGAAAAUAUGGCUGAAGAUGAAAUUAUUGUGGAAGGUUAUGCUGAAAUUGCUACAUAUAGACCAUUGAUGGCACAUUUCUAUGAUCCUAAUGGAGAUGUCAACACUGAGAUGGAAUUGGAUGGUGUUGGAGGUGCAGCUGUUUUGGUUAAAGCUGAUGUUCAUAGAGAUGGUGCCAUGUUUCCUCCAUUCCCAUUCUAUCAUUUGAUUGAAACUGAAGGUUUUGCCAAAAUGGCAAAGAGAUUGGGAUACCAGGUGUUUGGGUUACCAAACUACUUGGUUUACCAUUACAAUGAAGCUUAG